Agrilus planipennis (emerald ash borer) is the source of this 2608-nucleotide messenger RNA. RefSeq names its product F-box only protein 28 (gene dmpd). NCBI's taxonomy places the organism in Eukaryota, Metazoa, Arthropoda, Insecta, Coleoptera, Buprestidae. Gene Ontology annotation, molecular function: protein binding; transcription coactivator activity. Gene Ontology annotation, biological process: positive regulation of DNA-templated transcription. Bases 178 to 1725 code for a protein of 515 amino acids. The record is from RefSeq and is a predicted model, not a curated record. Gene Ontology annotation, cellular component: nucleus. The transcript has 4 exons.
AUUCACCAAUUAAUUAAAAUUUUUAGUUUGUAAAUAUUAAUCAAAAACGUUUGAAAAAAGUAAUCACAACCCAGUUAAUUUAAUAAAAUAAAUAUGUGGUACCUAACACAGUGAAUUUAGGAAAAUUCAAAGAACCUUAAUUUACCAUCUCGACAAGAUUAUUGCGAACUUAUUAAAAUGGUUUCGACAAGGCAAAUGUCAGUAAUUAGCAAUAAUGGAAAUGAAUGCAUAGGACAAUCAACUUCUGGAUAUGUUAGUUCUUCAAGAGCUUCUCGAAAUAGUGCAUCACACAGCAGUUGUAGCAACUCUGAUGGGGGUCCUUCUACAAGUAGUGGUAAAGUCGUGUCUUCACAAAGUGUAAAUCUUCUUGAUUUGCCUCAAGAAGUUAUUGAGAAGAUUUUGGGAUAUAUUUCGUUUAAAAAUAUUUGCCAAUUAAGAUUCGUAUGUCGUGCAAUGGACCGAACAUGUGGUCAUGUGUUGAAUUCAACAUUCCAACGAUUGCAAACUCAGAUGUUACAGCGUUUUCAAAACAUUAAGGCAAAAAUGCCUCGUAGAGAGUCGGCAAGAAGAAAUCACCAUUUGGCAUGUGAAAGUGACAUAAUUGAAACACUGCAUAUGCGAUUAACGUUACUCCAAAUGGCAUUUGGAAAACAUAUUGAAAGAAAACACUGUUGCUUUUUUCCUGGGGAAAUACUCGACGAAGUGUACAACAUUUUACAUUACAUAAAGAUUACACCGAAAUUGGCUCGACCUUACAAAGUUACCGACGAACUAUUUGAUCUUUCUACAAUGGCUAUGGAAUACUUCAAGGAGAAAAUUGAACCAGAUUUACCAGAAAUUGCCUAUUUUGGAACGGACUUUUUAGAUUUUACAAGCACGUUUUCUUCAACCAGUACAGGUAAAUAUUUGCCACUGGACUCUUCCCCAUUGGGUCCAGAAGAACCGAAAGAAUCAGACCAAGUACCUAAUGUUCUUGGCCCAGAAGAUCUGGUCGAGCCAAUGCCGCAAUCGAAUAUGGUAUUACGAAAACGUAUACGUAAAAUUAAGCAGGGCAUGAAACGAUACAGCAGCCAGCUGACUUUGCUCAAACAAGAUCUCAAAUCGUGUAAACGAAAAACUGCCGAACAGCAAAAUCAAAUUUCGGAACAGCAAAAGCAACUGGCCGAACAACAAAAACAAACCCUUGAAUAUGCAGCCCGCUUAGACGAGUAUGACAAAAAGAAUGAGGAAAUAUCACGCAAGUUCAGUACAUUAUUACAGGAGUUGAAUAAGUGUAAGACAGAGUUACAAUAUUGGAGGUCCAAGUCGCCAGCUGCGCUUCCUUUUUGCACCGGUUGCGGUACCGUCAUAACACCCCCAGCUGAAGAAAUUCAGGCGUUAGUGAAUCAAGGCGUAAUGCCUGAAGGUUUAGGACUGCAACCGUUACAAUCGAGCGAUUUAGUGCCUAUGGCCAGUUGCAGCGUCUUAACUUUAACCGAAGGGGAAGAACGAACAGAUGAAAAAAGAUUAAACGACUUGGAUCUUAACUUCGAAUCGCCUCUUAGUCCAAUAUCGGCCGUGAAGGGUACGAAGCGGAAAUUAAAUAAAACAAAAGAGACACCUUCUCUUCCUUGUGCUUCUACGUCAUCUUCAUCUGGCUCGUCGACAGUGAAGAAUAGUGCAGCGCCAAAUGCAAAACGAGCUCGGCAUGGUCCCGGUUUUCGCGGUAAACGCGCUAAAAUCUGAAACGGUAGGGUUGAUAGUAAGUCAUUGUCACCAUUCAAUUCUUUGUCUUUUCUUUUUGUAUUUAUAGAAUUAGUUAUUUUGCGAAGUAGUCUAACGUGUUGUACUACUAACUAUCAUAUAUGGUAUGUCAGUGUUGGUUAGUUGUUUGUUCAUUUUUAUGGGAGGGAAAGCGCUACACAGGACUGGUGAUUGAUUUCCACGCAGUAGAUAAAGAAGGCCAAUCGCUGUAAUCGUAACUUUGACAUAAAUUUCACUUGUUUAUUAGAAUUCAAUGGAAGCAAUUCAAUGUUUAAGUUUGGACUUACGUUGUUAUAGAGAGAUGACUUGUUUAUAGCUACUAAAAAUUGUUUCGAAUGACAUGCUUCUUUCUUGAACUAAGUACUAAUUGUUUGACCAUUUACUGAUUUUAAUGAAGCAUUGCCUUAUUAUAACACUACCACUAAAAGUGCAGUAUAAAUUUAAUUCCAUAAAACUCAACAAAAGUAGGUUACUUCUGAUUUUCUAUACAUGAAUAUAUCAUUAUUCUGAUAUUCGAUUUUUUGUAAAAUAUGUGGUUUUGGAUAUAUUUUAAAUUAAUUGUGAAACGGUUGAGGCCAUCUUUCUCAUUAUAACAGUCUACCUUUCUAAGAUACUAUUUUACUUUCUUUAACGUCCGGUACUCAAAUAGACCGUACAAUUAAUAAUAAUUAUUUAUAGCUUACGUAAGCUUAAAAAUCACCUUAAUAAUGUAGUGCAGUACUGAACGUAGAAACGUAUUAAAUUUGACACGGACACAAACAUUUCCAAGAGUCAAAUUUUUCUAUACUUAAAUUUUCUAUAAUUAAGAAAAUCGUAUUUACAAAAAUAAAAAUUCACUUGAACGUUGUGCUGUAAAUUUAAAAUU